GCCUCGGCUUGGCUCUUCAUGCGUUUUCGCGCGCAUGUGUGUCUCCCGGGGCGCGCUACGUCUCCAUCGCCGGUCAUCACGUCACGUGUCUCAGGGCUCCCGAGUCCUGGGCCAAGUUUUUUUUUCCCGUGUCAGAUCGUCCACGGAGCUUCAGCACAGCAAACCCACGCAGUCCGACCCUCCCGCGCGCAUCUCCGCUCCACGCUGCGUAAACCAACACCUCGGCGAGGACGGACGGACGGAUGGACGGACGCACGGAUGUGGAUAGAUGUUGCCCUUUAACUGAUCGAGACCACUCUAAGUGACUUCUUUGAUUACUUCCAGAGCUUUUCUGACGACUCUCGGAUUACCUUUAACAAGCAAAAGAAGGAGAUUUAUUUCGUUCUUUGUGUCUGAGGAGAGAGAAGAGAGGAAGGGAAGAAAGAAAGGGAAGCUCCGGGUGGCUGAGAAAGGCUGGGUGCGCUGGAAAGACGGAAAGUCACGGAUCAUGCUUAUGGAAACUUCCGAUUCCGUCUCGAUAAGAGUGGCUCUGCCUGAUGCUCUAUCAUGACUGAUGGCGAGGGGAGAGCGCGCUUUCAGUACGCAGAGUGCCAGGAGCAGGAGGAGGAGGUGCAGGAGGAGGUGAGGCUUGCUAUACCGACGCCCUACAGGAACGACGACCCGGGUCAUGAUGCUGACCCUGGAGGAAGCCGGGCUGAGGAGGAGGAAGAGGAGGAGGAGGAGGUGGAGAGGAGGAGAAGGCGGAGGAGGAGGAGCAGCGGUGGUCGAGGAGAAGCUGGAGAUGAGUGGAGUCCUGAAGUUGAGCAGCAUGAAGAGGAGGAACCGGAGCUGGAAGUGGAAGUUGGACCGACGCUGGGAGUUCGGAUCACGGCUCCGAUCCGUGAUCCAGACUGUGUCUCUGAGGAGGAGGAGCAGCAGCCAUACCCAGCCCUGGCCCCCGUGGCCUUCUUCUGCUUAAAGCAAACAACGAGGCCUCGCAACUGGUGUCUUCGCAUUGUCUGUAACCCGUGGUUCGAGCACGUGUCCAUGCUGGUGAUCCUGCUCAACUGUGUGACUCUGGGGAUGUUUCAGCCCUGUGAGGACGUUACCUGCCAGUCAGAGUGGUGCCGCAUCCUACAGGUUUUGGACGACUGCAUCUUUGCAUUCUUUGCAGUGGAGAUGGUCAUCAAGAUGGUGGCCCUGGGAAUAUUUGGCCCCAACUGUUACCUUGGUGACAAGUGGAACCAGCUGGACUUCGUCAUUGUCAUGGCAGGGGUGAUGGAGUAUUCUCUAGAUGGCCACAAUGCCAGUCUGUCAGCCAUCCGAACUGUCCGAGUGCUCAGGCCGCUGCGGGCGAUUAACAGAGUACCAAGUAUGAGGAUCUUGGUGACACUGCUGCUGGACACCCUGCCCAUGCUGGGAAACGUUCUCCUCCUCUGCUUCUUUGUCUUUUUCAUCUUCGGCAUUGUGGGAGUCCAGCUGUGGGCGGGACUGCUGCGCAACCGCUGCUUCCUGGGAGAGGACAUAAGAACAAUGUACAACCUGUCCAUAAACCCUUACUACAUGUCUGAGGAGGGUGAAGACAGCCCGUUUAUCUGCUCAGCUCCCCGAGAGAACGGGAUGCUGCGCUGCCACGAUGUGCCAGCCUACACAGAAGGCAAGGAAGAGUGUAUAUUGGCCGCUCCCCCCCAAAGUUCAGCUCUGACUGGACUGUCCCCAAACGAGAGCGGCGCCGACGUUAACGGCUGCGUUAACUGGAACCAGUACUACAACGUCUGUCGCCCCGGGCAACUCAACCCUCACAAGGGAGCUGUCAACUUUGACAAUAUUGGCUAUGCUUGGAUAGCCAUAUUCCAGGUCAUCACACUGGAAGGAUGGGUAGAUAUCAUGUACUAUGUCAUGGACGCUCACUCCUUCUACAAUUUUAUAUAUUUUAUACUGCUCAUUAUUGUGGGCUCUUUCUUCAUGAUCAACUUGUGCCUCGUGGUCAUCGCCACCCAGUUCUCCGAGACGAAGCAAAGGGAGAACGCCCUGAUGAGGGAGCAGCGCGCUCGCUACAUGUCCAACGACUCCACGCUCGCCAGUUACAGCGAACCGGGUUCUUGCUACGAGGAGAUGUUGCGCUACAUUAGUCACCUUUACCGCAAGUUAACCCGCAGGCUGCAGAGGAUAUACUCUGGAUGGCACAGCAAACGGCGCAAAAAGGUAAACCCUAAUGGCAGUGGGGGAGGCAAUAACGGUGGCGGUAAUGGACACGGCCACAGUUCGAGCAGAGGUUGCGGAGGCUCAGGCCCCGGCAACGCGUUAUGGUUGAGGCCGAUCCAUAACCUCCUGCAGCACCAUCAGCACCAGCACUGUCGCCUCAGCAAUGGCGGGCAGCACCCCAUCAGCGUGGCGACCGCUGAGCACAUGGACAGGGGAGGACGUGUGGGAGGAGGGGAGGAACUGGAGAUGAAGUCGCUUUCUGUUCGGAGAGGAAGUGCAAAUGGAAAUAGCAGCGACAGCCCGACCGCGGUGACCCAGGGCAUGGGGGCGUUGCUGGGGCGACUCAACGGGGGGAUGAACUAUCCGACCAUCCUGCCGUCGUUUGUGUGCAGCUACAGCAGCAAGACGCCGCCUCCCCGCUCGAAGCAGUGUGGGCCCAGCCCGGAGCAGCAUCCACCGAACCACCCAGCGUCCGAACACGCAGAGACGCUGAACAAGCUUUACCAGCUGAUGGGGCAGCACAGCCGACAGAGGCUGCUGUACCAGCUGGCCGGCGUGGUGCCCAGCCCCUUGCUCCUGGAGCUGCUCAGCUGCCCCCUGUGUGCUCGCAGCCUGGAGACUCUGGAGCUGGAACUGGGAGACCUGGAGGGAGGCAAGGGUGAGGCGGACGGACUGCACGACUUCCCCCAGGGGGUAGAUCUAAGAGGAGGCAGAGUUCGCAGACGGCGGAGAGUUGUGGAGUUCAAAAAUGGAGCUGUUCAGGCCUGGAUAGACUUUAGGGACAAGUUGAGGAGGAUCGUGGAGAGCAAAUAUUUCAACCGAGGGAUCAUGAUCGCUAUCCUUGUCAAUACUCUCAGCAUGGGGAUAGAGUACCACGAGCAGCCUGAGGAAUUGACUGAUGUGUUGGAGAUUAGUAACAUUGUUUUCACCAGUAUGUUUGUGCUGGAGAUGGGCUUCAUGCUGCUAGCUUUCGGCCUGUUUGGAUACAUCAGGAACCCAUACAACAUCUUCGACAGCAUCAUUGUUAUCAUCAGUGUGUGGGAGAUAAUCGGGCAAUCGGAUGGUGGUUUGUCCGUCCUGCGAACGUUUCGUCUGCUGCGAGUUCUGAAGCUUGUUCGCUUCCUGCCGGCCCUGAGGAGACAACUGGUGGUGCUGAUGAAGACCAUGGACAACGUGGCCACCUUCUGUAUGCUGCUGAUGCUUUUCAUCUUCACGUUCAGCAUACUGGGCAUGCAUCUUUUUGGUUGUAAGUUCAGCCUUCAAACUGAGAAUGGAGACACCAUCCCUGACCGCAAGAACUUUGACACUCUACUGUGGGCCAUUGUCACUGUAUUCCAGAUUCUGACUCAGGAGGACUGGAACGUGGUGUUGUAUAACGGCAUGGCUUCUACCUCUCCAUGGGCGGCCCUCUACUUUGUUGCUCUCAUGACAUUCGGCAACUAUGUGCUCUUCAAUUUGCUGGUGGCCAUCUUGGUUGAGGGCUUCCAAGCUGAGGGUGAUGCUAAUCGGUCAGAGUCGGAUGAUGACAAGAAAUCAGAUAACUUUGAUGAGGACGAGAAGGUAGAACAACUCAGAGACAAUGAGCUGAAGAUGUACUCUCUGAUGAUGACAGCUAAUGGUCACAUUGACCCUCGUGUCUCCACGGCUCCUCCCAUAAUCAUGCGCACAGCGGCUACGCCCAUGCCCACCCCGAAGAGCUCCCUAGGACCCGAGUCCAUCCUGGGGGAGGAUCUCAUGUACAGAGAGGGGGUUCCUCAGUAUAGCGAGGUGGGCCUGGGAUUUUCUGAGGCAGGAAAUGGACGUACAGAGUCUCGCCGUGGAAGCUCCACAUCCCUGGAACCUUUAGCCUAUGAUCAGCACUCUCUGGGCCUUUCCAGUCCCGGACGACGCUCUCCUCUUCCUCCUCGCGGUUCUGGCAGCUCGUGGGGAAGCCGGCGCUCCAGCUGGAACAGCCUGGGAAGAGCUCCGAGCCUCAAACGGCGAGACACCAGCGGGGAGAGGGAGAGUCUGCUGUCUGGGGAAGGUGGAGAGGAGGAGGACGGCAGGGACGAUAAAGAGGAGGCCGAGGUGAACAACAGACUGAGGCCGGGGUCCUUGGAGCUGCUGCAGGCGUCUACUCUCUGCCCUUCUAUAAUAGCAGAGUACGGCGACUGUAACGGGAGGACUGUGACUUACGACCCGAACAUGAACUCCGACUCCAAGGAUGACUCCUCGCCUGAGGAUGACAUGGACGAUGACGGUCCUUUCUGCUACUGGGUCAAGAAAGAGUUCCACAGCAUGAAACCUCGCUGGUGCAAAGAACAUGAAGACUGGACGCUGUACUUGUUCUCUCCAGAAAGCCCAUUCCGUGCGUGGUGCCAAGCUGUGAUCUCUCACAAAAUAUUCGACCAUGUGGUUCUGGUUUUCAUCUUCCUCAACUGCAUCACCAUCGCUCUGGAAAGACCUGACAUACAGCCUCACAGCACGGAGCGAGUGUUUCUGAGUGUGUCCAACUACGUUUUCACUGUGAUCUUCCUGGCAGAGAUGACGGUUAAGGUUGUAGCUCUUGGUUUCUGCUUCGGGACGCAGAGCUACCUCCAGUCCAGUUGGAACAUUCUGGAUGGUUUAUUGGUGUUUGUGUCUCUGGUUGACAUUUUGGUCUCUCUGGCAUAUACUGGCGGAAACAGGAUCCUGGGAAUUCUCAGAGUCCUUCGCCUACUACGAACACUUCGCCCACUCAGGGUGAUCAGUCGAGCCCCAGGUUUGAAGCUGGUUGUGGAGACUCUCAUCACCUCUCUCAGACCUAUCGGAAACAUUGUCUUGAUCUGCUGUGCCUUCUUCAUUGUCUUUGGCAUCUUGGGGGUUCAGCUGUUCAAAGGGAAGUUCUUUCAUUGUGAAGGUCUAGACACGAAAAACGUCACCAACAAGUCUGACUGUCUCCAAGCCAACUACCGCUGGAUACGAAGAAAGUACAACUUCGACAACCUGAUUCAGGCUCUGAUGUCUUUGUUUGUACUGUCAUGUAAGGACGGCUGGGUCAACAUCAUGUAUGACGGGCUCGAUGCAGUGGGAGUGGACCAACAGCCUGUAAGAAACCACAACCCAUGGAUGCUCCUCUACUUCAUCUCCUUCCUGCUCAUCGUCAGCUUCUUUGUCCUCAACAUGUUUGUCGGCGUUGUGGUGGAGAAUUUCCACAAGUGCCGACAGGACCAGGAAGAGGAGGAGGCCCGCUUGCGGGAAGAGAAGAGGCUCAAAAUGAUAGAGAAAAAGCGCAGGAGUAAGGAGAAUGGAGGGGCUGAGGCCAAGCAGAGGCCCUACUUUGCCGACUACUGUCCCCUGCGUCUGUACAUCCACACACUGUGCACCAGCCACUACCUGGACCUCUUCAUCACCUUCAUCAUCUGCAUCAAUGUCUUCACAAUGAGCAUUGAGCACUACAAUCAGCCACAGUAUUUAGAGGAGGUUCUGAAGUACUGUAACUACGUGUUUACCUUCAUCUUCGUCAUCGAGGCUCUGCUCAAACUCGUGGCGUUCGGCAUACACAGGUUCUUCAAAGACAGGUGGAAUCAGCUGGAUGUAGCUAUAGUGGCAUUGUCCAUCAUGGGCAUCACCCUGGAGGAGCUGAAAAUGAAUGCAGCACUGCCAAUAAACCCUACCAUCAUCAGAAUCAUGAGAGUACUCAGGAUAGCACGAGUGCUGAAGCUUCUGAAGAUGGCCACGGGGAUGAGAGCCCUGCUGGAUACCGUCAUGCAGGCGCUGCCGCAGGUGGGAAAUCUUGGUCUCCUCUUCAUGCUGCUGUUCUUCAUCUAUGCUGCUCUGGGAGUGGAGCUCUUUGGCAAACUGGAGUGCACUGACAACAAUCCAUGUGAAGGUCUGAGUCGUCACGCAACCUUUCAGAAUUUCGGGAUGGCCUUCCUCACACUGUUCCGAGUGUCCACUGGAGACAACUGGAAUGGGAUUAUGAAAGACACAUUAAGGGAGUGUCUCCCAGACGACCGCAACUGUCUCUCAUACCUGCCUUUGGUCUCUCCAAUUUACUUCGUCACCUUUGUCCUCAUGGCUCAGUUUGUUCUGGUCAAUGUGGUGGUGGCUGUUUUGAUGAAACAUCUAGAGGAAAGCAACAAGGAAGCCAAAGAGGAUGCAGAGAUGGAUGCAGAGAUCGCCUUGGAGAUGGCGAUGGAGAGGGAACGCAGACUAAGCACAACUUCAAACAACAGCUCAGUGGCAGGAACCUAUGUUGGUCCAUGCCCACAUUCACCUGGAGAGGAAGAAGAGGUGCAGUUUGAUGACCAGGACCAGCUGUCGUCAGGGAAGAUGUCUGUAUCCAGGAUGCACUCGCUUCCAAAUGACAGUUACAUGUUUCGGCCUGUACGCCCCGCCAGCGCCCCCUACCCGUUGGAAGAGGUAGAUCUCAGCCCCCAGCACCAGCAUUCAGUUUCAGUGAUGUCGGUCCACUCUCAGCCUUGUGAGAGCCGCUCCCUGCUGCAGGUUCCAGACGUUUCCCCCGUUCACCGUCCCACCCUCACCCUCCCCCGCAUCGCCCCGCCAACACCCAGCCCCUCACCACGGGCCCUGCACAGACAGGUGGCACUUAAAGUGGAUUCUGUGGAGUCCCAGGGUUGUGAGCACCAAGAGAGGCCUGCUGCUAUCCUCCUGCCCCCCCUCUCCCCUUCCCCACGAUCCCUUACCUCCUCUUCAUCGCCUCUUCCUCCUCCUUCUCCCUCAGCCCUCUCCCUGCCACCCUGCUCCCCCUCUCCCUUCCCACUCCCUCCUCCGUCUCCCUCCCCUCUCCCUCUGUUGGUAUCUUCCCCUCCACUUCUUCUCCCCCCACCUCCCUCACCACGCCUCCCCCUGCGCCCUCCGAGCCUCCGGAGACCCCGACCGCCCUCCGCCGUCUCCCUCUCCGACCCGGCUGACGAGGAGGUGUAUCACAUCACCAGCUCAGCCCAACUCAGAUGGAGGGAAGAGGAAGGAGGAGGGCAGGAGAGCAGAGGGACGACGGGUCGCAGUCACUCCCUCUCCCCUUGCACCAUGCCAUGCUCUCUCGACCCCACCUCCUCCCCUCUUCCUCCCCCGCUGCCACCGUCCUCCUCACGGAGCGCACUUAGUCUGCUCGGGGCAGGAUUGAUGGACCAUGACUUCAGGAAAGGCUUUAUCGUCGAUAACCAGGGCUUCCUGGACAAGCCAUCAUCGUUGUCUGCCGGUCACUCGGAUGACCACCGACGCCAUUCCAUCGAGGUCUGCCUCCCGCAGGCCGUCAUCAAAGGAGAUGACCAACACUUCACGCAGGACGUCCGUCGGUCGGAGAAAGGUCAGGGAUUCCCUAUGAGGGUGCAGUCAGUCGGGAGCAACCACAGAAAGAAGAAGAUAAGUCCUCCCUGCAUAUCCAUCCACCCACCAACAGAGAGGGAGCAUCCCCACAUCGCCUCACCCCCAAAACUGGCUGACUGCAGCAUGAUGCUGAGACGCAGGACACCGUCCUAUGACUUGACACCACACACACAGUCAAGCACACAAGACGUCUCGGCAGACACACAGAUGCAAACACCGCUAACACCAAUCCACGUUCCGCUGCAAGCACACUCACCAACCCACACACUGACACCUUCAUCCACCCCGACACACACUCAGGCGUACACGCCGCCGCCUGCAUCCACAUCUACACACCCACACAUCCCCAUCAGCCCCAACAUCUUCAUUCAGCCUCACGCCCCUCUGGUCCCAAACCCUAUGCCUUUCCCGCACCCACUCUCACCCGCUGCGAGGCACCCCCUCACAGGAGAAUACGUCACCCUCCCCCAGUUCACCUUCGACCAACCACAGUCCAGAUACACGAGCGGCCUGUCAGCUGGCAUAUCAGACACUGAUACAGCCACCUGCUCUUCCCCUUUCGACAACAGACUGGGAAGCGGUGCAGGAUUCAGUGCAAAGAAUCGGAGGACCGCCCAGUAAACAUGGAGCAUUUGAUUCAGGAGGUGAAUUGUUUAAAAUCUCUGCAACUGGAGCUCUGACCCCAGCAGAGAUCAAUGCUGGGGAGAGAAUAAGUUCACAGGGAGAGGGUUUUGUUUUUGUUUUUGUUUUUUUGUUGAUUAAGAUCAUAAAAAAGACAUUGAUUACUCUCUCUGGACGUUGGUACAGACUCGUCCCAGAAUAACAGAGAAUGGAUCCUUUUUUUCUAAACCCAGCCUGAAAGACAGCAGAUCCACUGAGGCUGUACCAGUACUCACUGUACAUGGUGUGUUUGGGACUAAUACUAAUGACACACCAGGACUAAAGCCACCUAACUUCGUAGCCAAAGUUUUUUUCACACACUGUCCUCACCCACGCAAGCCAAUCAGGAAGCAGCGUCUGGCUGAUAACCUCUGACUUUUACAGGAAGUGGUUUGUGACAUGGAGCGUGGGGAGUAUCGUGGGAUAUGCAACUUCAGGUUUUCUACAGAAGUUCUGCUUGCCCCUCCUCUGCUCCUCGAUCACAUUGAUCAGAGCAGAAGUGUGUGAGUAUGUGUGUGUGUGUGUGUGAGUGAGUGAGCGUGUGUUUUCCUAUGUGCGAGUAUCGUCAGAUCUGUUGUCACGGAAGUCGGCCAUGUUAUUCUUAUGCUUGCAUCGACAGAGAGGGGGAGCAGGGCAGAGCUGUAGUGUUUGUUUCUUUGUGUAUCUGUGCAUUGUAAAUAAAGGAAAAUACUGUAUUUGGUGAGAUUAAAAAUAGCUCUAUCCAUAUGCACAUAUUUUUAUAGAGAUCUAAAAUGUUUUUGCACACAAAUUUGAAUUUCAAGUUGCUUGUUUUAUCCUCUGUUGUCCUCUUGUGAAUGUAUGUUUCUUUUCAAAACUGAGAGAGAGAGCGAGCGGCGAAGGACAUCAACCCAUCUCUCAGUCUGCUAGCUGAAGUUGAGGAGAGGGAUUUUAUUUUUCUAUUUUGGAAAAGAGAAAGAAGAGAACAAACAGGGGUGUGAUGUGUUUCUGUAGCUUUGUCUCAGAUUUCUAUGUAUCUAGUGUCUAAUGAACAGUUGUACGAAGGGGGACUCAGUGAUACGUUUGGAUGAAUUUUCACAUGGAGAACUGCAAAAUACACAAAUAAGUAGUAUAUAUUUAGUGCAAUAUAUUAGGGCUAAAUGGCUAAACAUGUGCCCUGUUUCUGCAAUGUUAAAUUUAAAUUUGCAAAUCUAAGAAUGUAAGAAAUAUUUGGGGUGGGGGGUGGGGGUGGGGGGGAUCUAGCUAUCAGACAAUUUGUAACCAGAACAAAAUUUUGCAUGAUUCUUUUGAGAAACUAUGCGUGGUAUCAUUGAGCCGCUCUUCUACUGCUGUUUUCAAGCUGGAUCAGCUCUGACACCUGUGUUUCUGUACAUCUAAAGACAACCAAACUAACUUACUAAAUAUGUGUAGCCAGAGUGCAAUAAUAAUAUAUAACUUGUGGAAAAUAUAGUGACAUCCACACUACAUAAAAACAGCCACACUCUUGUAUUCAUACAUACUGUAGAACUACUAUAUAUAAUAUAAACCCAUUUUUUAUAUAUAUAUGAUGAUUGAGAAUAUUUAUAUCUCUGGUGUUCAUGCUACUAUAGGUACUUGUGCCCUAAAUGUGGCUGUGAUGGGUGUGGCUGGAAGCAGUGUUAGGUACUGUAGAUUUCUCCCAAAGCUCAGGCCCACCCGCUGAUGGUGUUACUGUAAGCAGAAGAGUGACAUGCAUCUCUGCUGAGGACUCAAUAAGCCAUUUGUCAUUUCAGAUUUUCUUUUUUCAACCUCACCAACCAACUUCCUCACUGGUUUCCCACAUUGUGUUAAAUUAACCGGACUGAAUCAUGCAACCCCCCAACGGUAUGAAUGACAAAGUAUGACAAGCGUUUUCCUUCCAGUGGCUGAAUGUUUUCUUACCAAGCCAUACUACUAUCCUGACACACAGCACAAUAUGUAUUUAUUCUCUUUUGUGCACAGUCUGGUUUGGCACAUGCACACAAGAAGCAUGCUUGUGAGCUUCUUGGUACUGAUUCCCCCUUUUCAAAGGCAGCUGGCUGGGACGGCGUCUUUCUUUUUUUUAAAUCUUGUGUUAUUUUACCUUUUUUUUUUUUUUUUUUGUGAUCCAGCACGUAACAUGCACAAGUCCUCAGCAAUCUGAGUGAAAACCAAAGUGCUUUGAUGCUGUACCAUAAUCACUUAAGGCUGAGUUUUUCAUAUUUGUGCAGAAAUGAAUAAAAAUUUAUCUUGAUAGGGAUUUACAACCAAAUUAAAAGUUUUUUUCUCACAGACUACCUGGGUGAUAAAAGGUCUCUGCAGCAUGGUUUAAAAGUCUGAAAUAGUAUUAAACCAGGUGCGCAAAAAUGUCUCCGGUCCUGUUUUUAUGGGUGUUCAUUUUGUUUUUAAGAAGCUAAUUUAAUUAUAUUUUCGAAUGCAUAAAUUGCCUUGAAAAUGGUGACACUUGCAGGGACCUUUGUAUACAUGGGGUCAGUGAUGAAAAGGAUUAUUAAUGACAAUAAUUAACAGAUAAUCAUUCUGCUACACUCUCAUUAGCUCCCCCCCCCCAAGCAGUAUGCAUGCAGAGGGUAGACUUGUGAGAUUAAAAUAAUAAUAAUUAUUGUCUGUUAACCUCAUUUUUGAUGCAGGUCAACGCGUUUGACCUUUGAGAGCAAAGCCCCCUGAUUGGUUGUCGUCAUUGGAUAAAGCCACAUUUGGCAGAUCAAGUGAAAAUGAUGCAAAAGUAACAAUGUAGAUGAAUUUUGGCAUCUUGCAAAAGCGGAAUGUAAAGCGCCGGGACGGUGAAAGUGUUGCUGCUGAUGAACACAGCUGGCUCAUCUUUUCAUGGCACUCUUCCUCCAGUUCUGGUAUACGGAAACAUAUCUGAUGUUGGAUUCUGAGAGGUUGUCCUUCCUGAACAUGGCACAGUCGGUCAUUUCUCUGGUUUAAAAUCAUGUUUUAUACAGUAUGUGCUUGAACAUCAUGAUAUUGUACAACUGCUUUGUCUUGUUUCUUGUCCUCUUCCUGCACAGCCUGUCAGCAAUGGGAGGUUUUUAGGUAGUCUCUAGACGACAGCCUCUCUCUGUCUCACUCUUAUUUAACUCGGUGCAGACAACCCCGAUCUAAAGCAUAUUUGCCAUAUUAAUCCACACAGUUUGGUAGAGUGACUGCAUAAUUGUUCUUACGAUUUACAGAUCUUUGGAUCUCAGUAUUUAAAUCCUGUUUUUGAGGAAACAGUUUUGACUAUUGCAUGUUCUGAUUUAAGAAAAAAAAAACUUUUGGGAAAGACUCAUCUGAAUGUUUUAGAGAUUUUAAUAUUUGCAUUUUCAGAUGUUUCCAUUUGUAGAUUGACUACCUAAUUGCACUGGGCUCUGAUUAAUUGGUAUCUGAUAAAAUACUGAUUAAAUGACCCUAUUCUUUAUUGUCCAAUGCAAUACUGGGUGGUUAUUUACUGUAAGAGGACGAAGCUCCUCUUUAUACAGUUUUAUAGAGAGAAAUGGAAACCAAGUUGGUUCUAUUUUAUUCGGAACCACUGUUAUUUAAUGUUGAGGUGAACUUUUUUCACUUUUCCUCCUGAUACUCUAAACAUAGUAGGUGGUGAAAAUAAUUAUCUGAUGUAUAUUAUAUGUAGGAGUAGCCUCAGCCCUGAUGCUCUGUAAAGGACUGAUCAGAAUAGUAAUAAGUUGCGUUUUCUUGGUUGACAUUGAGCUGGUCCAGUGACAGUGAUCACGCUCCAGACACAACACGAGUGUUUCCACAACACCAGAGAGUUCAAACUGUGAUAGAACUUGGCUCUGAUGAAUCAGAAGCCUUGUGUUUUCUUUUAUUUUCUUUAUUUCUGUCUUUCUUUCUUUCUUUUCUUUCUUUCAACCCUUCAGUGAUUGGCCCCAGGCACCCCCACCCCAGAACCCCCCCCAAGCCUUACAAGGAGGGGAGGAGGUGCAUGUGUUCUGUCUGUCAGAGGAGAGCCCAAUGUGUCUGCAAUAAUAAGCUCCUCCAUCAUUCCCCAGAACAGAGGGAGAAGGGAGGGGACAGGGGCGGUGUUUUAAAGGCUCGACACACAGCCGGACUCUAUCUAUUGUAUCGUUGCUGAUUAUUGUGUGAUGACCAACCGUUGUCCUGAAGGAUGUUUCCCUGUCAAUUAAAAAAUACAAGAUUUUUUUUUUAUUCCACA
Messenger RNA from Acanthochromis polyacanthus (spiny chromis), 12283 nucleotides. RefSeq names its product calcium channel, voltage-dependent, T type, alpha 1H subunit a (gene cacna1ha). Gene Ontology annotation, cellular component: neuron projection; voltage-gated sodium channel complex; plasma membrane. The transcript has 38 exons. Gene Ontology annotation, biological process: positive regulation of calcium ion-dependent exocytosis; calcium ion import; calcium ion transmembrane transport. The record is from RefSeq and is a predicted model, not a curated record. Lineage: Eukaryota; Metazoa; Chordata; Actinopteri; Pomacentridae. Gene Ontology annotation, molecular function: voltage-gated sodium channel activity; low voltage-gated calcium channel activity. Bases 547 to 8115 code for a protein of 2522 amino acids.